Parnassius apollo (apollo) is the source of this 2244-nucleotide messenger RNA. The record is from the annotation of a GenBank genome assembly. Lineage: Eukaryota; Metazoa; Arthropoda; Insecta; Lepidoptera; Papilionidae.
AUGGAAGCCCGCAGCCAGAUACCUAAACCUCACAACACAAAUAAAGUGCAAAUCUCAGGUUAUCCUCCCUACACACAGCCACAAGAUAUUCUGAAAGCAUUCACUCCAUAUGGUAAUGUUACAAUAGAUAAAUUGACAAAUAAGCUUGCAACCCUAAACUUCGCGAACGAGGACGAUGCAAAGGCUGCUAUACAAGAUUCAAAGAAAAUAAAUGUAUACGGGGAAUUCCUUACUGUGAAACCUUUCCAAGGGAACAGCCAAUCGGAGCCUUCCACACCGAAGAGGAUUUUCACAAUGACUAAACAGAAAGGAGUAAUAAUAGACCCGCAUUGUAUUGAUCUGUCCGGCGAUUUCCACGAGCAGCUGGACAACAUAAUGGCAGCGGUACGGCUUACACAGGAAGAGGUCACCAAGCUCAGCACACUCUACACCGACCUAGAGGAAAUUCUAAGACAGCUUUGGCCAGGUUGCAUGGCAAUGCCCUUUGGCUCAAUCACCACGGGUCUUGGCAUUAAAACCAGCGACGCGGACUGCUACGUUGACAUUCCCCAUGAAUUUAGACACCCCAAUGUUAGUUACGUAAGCAAAGCUAAGCGGAUCUUACAAGGUUACCCCCAUCUCUUCGCAGAGCUUAUCGCUAUCCCCCGUGCUCAUACGCCAAUCGUCAAAUUUUUCCACAUACCCACACAAACUAACUGCGACUUGACAUUCAAAACACCACUGGGAAUGCAAAACAGCAGACUGAUAGCGUUCUUACUCCAUGCCGACCCCAGGUUCAUUCCCAUGGCGGUUGUUAUCAAGUAUUGGGCCAAAAUCCACGGUUUCUCCGGCACGGGAAAACUGACAAAUUAUGCGCUCACGAUGUUGAUAAUUUUCUAUUUACAACUAGACCCAAUAUCGAUACUACCGUCAGUGCAGUGGCUGCAGAAAGACCCGGCCAACGAAUGCAUUAUCGAUUUUUGGAAUACGGGAUUCAUAAAACAGCCCGAUUUGCUUCCGAAGUCGUCGAACACCUCCUCAAUAUCGGAACUGCUCGGCGGUUUUUUCGAGUUCUACUCGACCUUCAAUUUCAAUGAAAUGGUUGUCUGUCCAUACAUCGGGCAACCCAUUAAGAAAGAAGCUUUCAAGGAUCCAAAUCUUUUGCCAAACGAAUUUGAACGCUACAAACAAAAUAUAGCUAAGCACUUAACUCUACCCUUGAGAUUUACAACGUCGAUAUGUGUACAGGAUCCGAUAGAACUGUGCCACAAUGUAGCUUCUGCAAUCACGAGUAAAAUGGCUGAAGAGAUAAAAACUUAUUUUAAGUUCGCCGCAAACGCGUACGAAAAAGAGAAACUCAAUGGUUGCAAGAACUUCCUAAAGAUCAUCCUGCUUCAUAAACCGAAAAUCGUGCGAACAAAACCAAUCCUGGAAUACAGAACUAAUAUAAGCACUAGGGACCUUAUUGGUAUUGUCAACGAUGAUUGGAAGUCUGUUGUCGGAGAAAUAGUAAAAGUCAUAUUUGAGCAGAUACUUUUAAUAAAGUUGACUAAAGUAGAAGAGAAAGUGAACCCUGAUACAAAAAAAGAGAAAGUUAAAUUCACUGGAACAUUAACAAAAGCAAUAUGGAAGAGAAAGCCAUUUUCGAGGCUGUACCGGAAUCUUGAUUUUGUGGAGCAGCAGAGAAAAAUAACAGAGGAAAUAAUGAUAGUGGGUAAGCAGAUGAUCGAUUUGCAGUUUAUGUUGACAACAACUUAUAGCAAUAUUCCGAGGAGAGUUAUUCUGGCCUUGAAAAUAAUGAAUGGUGACCUGGACAACUUCAGGGAAUUUGGCAAAUUUUUAAACGGAUAUAUAUUGGAUUGGUUCAAGUGGCUGCUUAGUCCAUAUCUAACGCCAUCUGCAGCAAAGGAACCGGUCAAUGUAGCGGAAACGAUAAAGGUUUUGGACAGCAAUUUGUAUAUUAGCAAUGACAGUAACAGCUCCAGUGCUGACGAGGAGCGAAACGUCAAUGCAGACGAGUCUCUGAACUCCAAUGCAGACGAGUCCCGGAACUCUUAUGCAGAUGAGUCCGGAAGUUCUAAUGUAAACAAGUCCCGAAACUCCUAUACGGAUGAGACUCGGAACUCCAAUGCAGGUGAGUCUCAGAACUCCAAUGCGGAAGAGUCCCAGAACUCUGAUGUAGAGGAGUCCAAAAUCUCCAAUACAAAGGAGUCGCAGAACUCCAAUGUUUCACACAGUUGUUCAACAGUGUUUACAUGUCAAUGA